Mytilus trossulus (common blue mussel) is the source of this 734-nucleotide messenger RNA. RefSeq names its product short-chain collagen C4-like. NCBI's taxonomy places the organism in Eukaryota, Metazoa, Mollusca, Bivalvia, Mytilida, Mytilidae. The transcript is spliced from 5 exons. The coding region runs from base 12 to 728 and encodes 238 amino acids. The record is from RefSeq and is a predicted model, not a curated record.
AGUCAGUAAGAAUGUCCACAUUCAGCUUUGCUACUGUCAUUGUUGCAUUUGUAGUCAGUGUUUAUGGACAUGAUUGUACAAAAUACAGCCUCACACCAUCAGACCAGUCUAUUAUUGAUAUGAUGAAGCAUUACUUGCAUACCUCACGGAAGGCGGACUGUCCUGUAACACCUUCACAACAGGAUAUUGGUGUGACAUAUGUCAGAUGGGGAAAGAAAAAUUGUCCUGAACAUUCGGACAUUGUGUAUACAGGGCAGGCUGGAGGUAACUAUUAUACUAACAAAGGAGGUGGUUCCAACUAUCUCUGUUUACCCAGUAAUCCUGAAAAUGGAAAAGCAUACUCCUAUGCCAAUAAUAUCCUAUAUGGUGCCGAGUAUGAGAUACAUUCCAGCACUAAGCCAUCCGGUUUGCCAGCUAGUUUGGGUGAAAAAGAGGUUCCAUGUGCAGUAUGCAGGAGGAAAGGGAAAGUUUCUGUGUUAAUGAUACCAGGAAAAAAGUCCUGUUACAAAGGAUGGCAAUCCGAGUACAAUGGCUUUUUGAUGAGUGAAAAUAUAGGACAUAACAUUAAAGAAUAUAUAUGUAUGGACGGAGAGGCGGAACCAUUGGACAAUCGGUCUUCGAACGAACAAGGUGCUUUGUUUUAUCCUAUCAGAGCGAAAUGUGGUAGUCUGAGAUGUCCCCCAUACAAAGAUAACACUGAAGUUCUUUGUACAGUUUGUACUAAAUAAAAAUAA